UCCACCAUGGCCAGGCGUCCCCGGAGCAGCAGAGCGUGGCAUUUUGUUCUGAGUGCAGCCCGUCGAGAUGCAGAUGCCCGGGCCGUGGCUCUGGCAGGGACCGCUAGCUGGGACUGUGACUCUGAUGGGCAGCACAGUGACUCAGACUCCGACCCUGAGGCCACGGCCCCACCACCCGUCCCCAGCGCUGUGCCUGUGACCGGGGAGUCCUUCUGCGACUGCGACAGCCAGAGUGAGGCGCCCUUCUGUGGUGGCCUGCACGCCGUGCGCCGGGGCAGGGACUGCCGCUGCGGCGAGGAGGACGACCAUUUCGACUGGGUCUGGGAUGACCUGAAUAAGUCCUCAGCCACCCUGCUGAGCUGUGACAACCGUAAGGUGGACUUCCACACGGAGUAUAGCUGCGGCACUGCAGCCAUCCGGGGCACCAAGGAGCUGGGGGAGGGCCAGCACUUCUGGGAGAUCAAGAUGACCUCGCCCGUCUACGGCACCGACAUGAUGGUGGGCAUCGGGACGUCAGACGUGGACCUGGACAAAUACCACCACACGUUCUGCAGCCUGCUUGGCAGGGACGAAGACAGCUGGGGUCUCUCCUACACAGGCCUCCUCCACCACAAGGGCGACAAGACGAGCUUCUCCUCACGCUUCGGCCAGGGCUCCAUCAUCGGGGUGCAUCUGGACACCUGGCACGGGACGCUGACUUUCUUUAAGAACAGGAAGUGCAUAGGGGUGGCGGCCACCCGGCUGCACAACAGGAAGUUCUUCCCGAUGGUGUGCUCCACGGCGGCCAAGAGCAGCAUGAAGGUGAUCCGCUCAUGCGCCAGUGCCACCUCCUUGCAGUUCCUGUGUUGCUACCGCCUGCGCCAGCUGCGACCUGACUCAGGGGACACGCUGGAGGGCCUGCCCCUGCCACCCGGCCUGAAGCAGGUGCUACGCCACAAGCUGGGCUGGCUUCUCAGCACAAGCUGUGGCCGCCACCAGCCCCCCGCAUCCUCACCCAAGGCCCCCACACACCCUGCCAGCCCCGGGCCCCGGCGCUGCCCAAGGAAGCGCUGCCAAAGGACCUGACUGACCUGCUGGGGACCGCCGCCUCCUGGGGCUGGGCAGCAUCCCCUCCGGCCCUUCCUCCAGCAACACUCCGGGGCCACAGCAGAAGGAGGAGCUGGGCUGAGGGCCGUCCCGGCUGUCCCCCCGCGCCUGAGGCUGUCAGACCCUGUGGGUUAGGGGCCGCAGGCCAGCAUCCCGAGAGCAGGAUUGGUGCACCUGUGUGCCGCGGGUGCUGGGUGUGCGGACAGCUGCUGCCCCGGCUCCUGCGGACUCAGGCUGCGGGCCCGGGAGGCCGGGGCCUGCUGCCUGGAUGGUCUCCGUAGGGCCUGCCGUCCCUGCCCGCGGCCUCGCAUUUUUCUAACUUGCUUUGCAUGUUGUCUGCUGUUCUUGUCUGAGACUGAAACAGUGUAAUAAACUGAGUUUAUGUCCGA
Molecule: messenger RNA, 1475 nt
Organism: Manis pentadactyla (Chinese pangolin)
Lineage: Eukaryota; Metazoa; Chordata; Mammalia; Pholidota; Manidae
Gene: SPSB3
Product: splA/ryanodine receptor domain and SOCS box containing 3
Exons: 6
Coding region: 7-1065 (352 amino acids)
Biological process (GO): proteasome-mediated ubiquitin-dependent protein catabolic process
Cellular component (GO): SCF ubiquitin ligase complex
Molecular function (GO): protein binding
Source: RefSeq, a predicted model, not a curated record